Lasiosphaeria miniovina is the source of this 402-nucleotide messenger RNA. RefSeq lists its product as uncharacterized. The transcript is spliced from 4 exons. The record is from RefSeq and is a predicted model, not a curated record. Bases 1 to 402 code for a protein of 133 amino acids. NCBI's taxonomy places the organism in Eukaryota, Fungi, Ascomycota, Sordariomycetes, Sordariales, Lasiosphaeriaceae.
AUGGCUUCCAACGCCAAGAUUCGUGUCGACCCCCAGAACAAUGGGAAGCCGCUGUCCUUUGGAUUCGGCGUCUCAAACGACAUCCACCUUGCCGGUCCCGGCGAGGCCGCCGAGGAGGCCGCCGAGGCCCACGCGGGCCAUCAACCGAAUCCGAACUCUUCGGCCCAGUACAGAAGUGCUGCUCCGCCGGGCUGCAAUCUGCCUCCCCCUCCUCGGUCGACAACGCUGUCAGCCGGAGCCCCGCCCACGGCCGGGGUGGGAAUUCCCUCUGCAGCUGCCAUGGAGAGUUUCCCCCCCGGCACGUGCACCAUUGGCCUCAGGGGCGACGGCUUCGUCUUGCGCGAUCUGUCCAAGGGCCAUUCCUCGGUGCACGUAAGUUGGGCUCUGGGCGGGGCUAAUUAG